Brachypodium distachyon (stiff brome) is the source of this 1779-nucleotide messenger RNA. Its product is annotated as metacaspase-6-like. Bases 342 to 1541 code for a protein of 399 amino acids. Gene Ontology annotation, biological process: proteolysis. NCBI's taxonomy places the organism in Eukaryota, Viridiplantae, Streptophyta, Magnoliopsida, Poales, Poaceae. The record is from RefSeq and is a predicted model, not a curated record. Gene Ontology annotation, molecular function: cysteine-type endopeptidase activity. The transcript is spliced from 2 exons.
AACCCAGCCGCAGUUUCUACGGGCGUAUGGAAAAAAAAAAUACCAUAUGCUUGCCAAUACCGCCAGAGCCCAGAACAAUAGGACCAUCGGAGUAUCAUGCUGACACGGAAAGUUCAUCUGCAGAGACGUUGGCUGAAUAAUAUGUGGCGCCACGAGCUAAUACAAAAAGAUGGAGCACUGGCCUCUGGCAGCGAUGACCACGAGCUGCCAGAUUACAACGCCAGUCCGCACAGCUCGCCUCCCCAACAACCCCAACCGCGUCCCCCGGCCGUGGGUGCCGUUGCCGGCCUUCUCCAAAGCGCGUCGCUAGCUGCUAGUCUCUCCGGCAGAGACGAACAACGAUGGGCCGGAAGCGCGCGGUGCUGGUGGGCAUCAACUACCCUGGCACGGAGGGGGAGCUCAAGGGCUGCCUCAACGACGUGACCCGCAUGCGCCUCUGCCUCGUGGACCGCUUCGGUUUCGACGAGGCCGACAUCCGUGUCCUCGCCGACGCCGACCCGUCCACGCCGCCGCCCACGGGCGCCAACAUCCGGCUGGAGCUCGAGCAGCUCGUCGCCGGCGCGCGGCCCGGGGACUCCCUCUUCUUCCACUACAGCGGCCAUGGCCUGCAGCUGCCCGCCGAGACCGGCCUCGACGACGACACUGGCUACGACGAGUGCAUCGUGCCAUCCGACGUCAACCUCAUCAAAGACCAAGAUUUCACGGAGCUGGUGCAGAAAGUCCCCGACGGCUGCCUCUUCACCAUGGUGUCCGACUCGUGCCACAGCGGCGGCCUCAUCGACAAGACCAAGGAGCAGAUCGGGAGCAGCACCAAGCAGAGCAAGAAGGCCCAACAGCACCGCCCUCCUUCCUCCGCCCCCGGCAAGCUUUGCGCCACGCUCGUCGACGCUGUCCGGGCCGCGCUCGAGUACAUCGGCAUCCGCCUCCCUCGCCGCGCCACGGCCACGGCCACGAGCCGGUCUCUGCCCUUGCCGACGUUCAUCCGGAUGCUCAGGGAGCAGACCGGCAAGGACGACGUCGCCGUGGGAUCGAUCCGGACCACGCUGUUCCACCACUUCGGGGACGACGCCACGCCCAAGAUCAAGAAGUUCGUCCAGGCCAUGGCCGGCGGCAUGCUUCGGCAUGGCGCAGCCGCCACUGGCACAGGGCUGAUACCCAACGGCGUCAACGCUAAGCCGGAGGGCGACGAAGAAGGAGAUCAGGCCGACGCGCUCGGCCCAGCCAUGAAACAGGAGCUGCUCCAGAGCGUGGAUGAGGUGUUCGCCCGGGCCGUGGGGGUGCCACGGCGGCCAAGGAACGGCGUGCUGAUCAGCGGGUGCCAGACCGACGAGACCUCGGCGGACUUGACCACGGCGCAGGGCGCGUCCUACGGCGCGCUCAGCAACACCAUCCAGGCCGUCCUCGCCAAGGAGAAGCGCCGGAAGGUGACAAACAGGGAGCUCGUGCUCAGAGCGCGGGAGUUGCUGUCCAAGCAGGGCUACGUCCAGCAGCCCGGACUUUACUGCAGCAACGAGCAUGCCGAUGUGCCUUUCAUAUGCUGAUUGCUCAACUGUCGGUCCAGUGUUGUGCAUAGCGACUGAUGGUGCCUUUACUCAUUGAUGGGAAAUUCUCCUCCGGGUGCCAAUUUUGGGUUUGGAUUAUAUUUUGGUGGUACUUGCAGUGAUUUGAGUUUUCAACUUAGCAAAAAGAUUCCCGCAAAAAACAAAGAAGCAGAAGACCUUUUUGUUUUGUUGUUGAAUUUGACACAAAGUAACCGAAGGCUGAGGAAAAUUGACAGAA